UCCAUCAGUAUUAACUCAUCCAUUCAUACACAUUCACACACUGAUGGUAGAGGCUGCUGUGUAAAGAGUCCAUGAGUAUUAACUGAUCCAUUCAUAUACAUUCACAUGCCGCCAACAAAGCAGCGGGAGCAACUUUUGGUUAAGUGUCUUGCCCAGGGUCCCAUUGGACAUGUGGUUGCAGGAGCUGGGGAUCAAACCUCCGACCUUCCAGCUGAGAGACAACAGCCUCUACCACUGAGCCACAGCCGCCCCUGUUCCACUGUCUACAUGCAUGGGCAGGCUCCACCUGAAUAAUCCAGGGGCAGUAUCACGCCAAAGGAGGAUAACCAUCCACAAAACUGACUCUUGUUGGUAUUUCACACAGCUAACCCAUGUAAACAUGUUAGUGUUAAAACAUUAUAUUUGUUCUCCCUGUGAACAGCUGGAGGAGUUUCUGUUAUUAACAGUAGAUAUCAGGGUGUGACCUCUGUAUGUGUCUAAUGUUAGACUUUCUGUUCCGCAAGCACUGAAGUGAGACAGAGUGUGAAAUUAUUCCAAUCACACCCAGAUUAAAGUCAGUUAGGGGUGUCCCCCGGCUCACUGCGUGGCAGAGUCACACGUGCACCACCUGCUCUUAGACUCAGUUUGUAAGACUUCCUGACAGUUUGCUCAUUUCCUCAUUUGUUAUCUAAAAUGCGAGAGGUCUCCCUCACUGACCGAAUGACGUUAUAAGACGUCUACAGGAGACUCAAUGUCUUAGAAAGCCUCCGAUUCUUCAUGUUUUGGUGAAACACUGAGCUCAUGUUUUUGUGCACUCAUCAUCAAAAAAUCGUCAUGACAGAACUGAAAGGAAGUGGUGAAAAUGAAUUGUGGAACAAAUCGAGAUAAAGUAUUGGAGGACAAUUAAGAAUACAACUUUAUAUCUAAAUAUCUUCAGACAGGGGAUGAUGUUUGUAUGCAAAGACUCCUGCACAUCAGCUGCAAACACCUUGUGUGUGUGUGUGUGUGUGUGUGUGUGUGUGUGUGUGUGUGUGUGUGUGUGUGUGUGUGUGUGUAUGUGUGUGUGUGUGUGUGUGGCUGAAGUUUGUCACACCUCACUUACAGACGGCUCUGUGCUGUGACGUCAGCUCUGCCUGGACACACUGCUCCUCCUGACAUGUUUCAGACUCAUCAGACUCAUUAUGACGGAUCUUAAGAGGACUAGAGCUUCAGUGCCUCAUCGGACUUACAAUGUCGGAUGUUAAGUAGGGUAGGCUAGAGCUCCAGUGGCUUUAUCAGACUCAUAAUGUCGGAUCUUAAGAGGACUAGAGCUCCAUCAGGCUCAGACAUGCUUCAUGACGGCUGAGAUGUGUAGGUGAAGUUCAGCAGCAGGUUUUACUGCGAUGUAAGAGACAUGGACCUGUAAGAAGAGACCGUUACCGAUGACUUAUGGCGACCAUGUCCCGAACAUGGACCCUUCUCACUGCUGUGCUGGCAGUGCAGCUGUGCACAGGUCAGAAAGCCUGCUCCAUCUGGUCCAGCGCUGGCUCUGUGGUGCAGCGAGGCUCCUCGUUUACUGUGUAUUGCACCUUUAAGUGCAAUAGUGAAGGAUUCACUCUCAGUAAUCACGUGCCAACACAGCUGGAGUCCAAAACCCUUAACUCAACUACAAUAUACCAUAAGGUGGUGAACAUCACCAAGAACCGAACGUUCAGCUGCCUGGACUCCUGUCCUCUCGCUAACGAGCCGUGUGGGAUGGACAUCAAGGCUGGACUCCUACCAGAGUGCCCCAAAAACAUCUCCUGCAAACACAAUGUCAGAAAUGAUGAAGGCGGAGUGGUGACAUGCACUUGGAACGCGGGACGAGACACUUAUCUGAAGAAUGCUUCAGUGCUGUGGGUGACAACGGUAUCUGGAAACCACACAGCUGGACCAGAGCCGCACAACGGCCUCAGCAGAGGAAGCGAUUUACCCUCUGCUAGUUUCACUGUGUCCAGCUCCGCCUGGCUGAUCUCUGUGUGGGUUCAUGUGGAGAAUAAUCUGAGCAGUGCUACGUCCCUCCCUGUUAACUUCACCCUCAGGGACAUCGCAAUGCCAUCCGCUCCUGAUCUUGGCCAACCCGAGUGUUCUUCCCAAAGGUGCGUCAUCAAAGUGGAGCAGCCUGUGAAGACUCGUUACGUGGAGAUCCAAUACGGAGCAGAGGCACAAACAUGGACUUCUUCUCAAGAAUUUGUGCAGACGGGUCAAGCACAGGUUCAGACCAUCUCCUCUCUGGAGCCCUUCAGGCUGUACCAUUUCAGAGCCAGAUCCAGGUUCAGCACUGGGAUGUGGAGUCCCUGGAGUGGGAACACCUCGGGCAGGACUCAAGAGGAAGCUCCCUCCAGAGCGUUGGAUGUGUGGUCCACUGACGGCCCGUCUGAUGUCCAGUCCCUGAGGUUAUACUGGAAGGAGCUGAAUGUUUCUAUCGCUAGAGGGAAAAUCAUUCAGUACCGCAUCAGCGUCUACGGCCCAGGAUCCCAAACUCCCUCGUUCACCACAAAUGUCAGUGCAGAUACCAGAAACUGUACGGUCUCGUUUUGUGCCGCCUGUGAAGUGAAAGUGUGGGCCUACAACUCCAUAGGACCCUCUCCACCUGCGAGAGUUACAAGCAUGCACACACGAGCCAAGCCCACUCAGGAUGUGAACGUCACCGCAGACAACCAGAGUGUUGCCAUCUCCUGGAGAAACCCAGAAGCUGCACCUGUACCUGCAGAGUAUGUGGUGGAGUGGUACCCUGAGGGCUACAAGCAGGAGGAGCUCCAAUGGGUCCGACUGGGGAGGAACGACAACCACUUUGUUAUAACCGGUAUGAAGCCGGCCAAGUGCUACGAGGGAGCAGUGUAUACUUUCUAUGACAGCUCCAUGGAUCGAACCAGAUUUAGAGCCGUUCUCUUGGAAUCAGUUCCAGCAGCUGGCCCGUCUGUCCAAGAGAAGGUGGAUGGAAACAAAGUGAGGGUGACCUGGGCAGAGAUUGCCAUGGGUCAGCGUGGUGGCUGUAUCACCGAGUACACCGUCUAUUUAGAGAACAGCCGCGGAUAUCGGCAGCGCUAUUCUGUUGAAGCAUCAGAGAGGACACUCACCAUCCACGACCUGUCUCCUGGUGUCUGCAGCCUGUUGAUGACAGCUUCCACUGCUGAAGGGGAAGGCCCUGCAGGUCAAAAGGUCAAGUUCUUCAUUACACAGGAGCCCCAACUCCCCCUGCUGCUCGUGUGUGUGGUCGUCGUCGUGGUCGCGUCCUGCCUGCUGUGUCUGUGGCAUUGUUCGGCUGCAAGGCAGAGGUUCUGCAGGCUUUUCAAGUGUCUCAUGCUGGAAGCUGUUCUCGAUCCCGCCAACAGCAAAUGGGCAAAAGAGUGUACUCAGAAUAAGGGCAAAAUAAACCUCCAGCUGCCACAGAGUCCAUGCAGUCUGACUGAAGAGGAAGAAGAGCCUAUCCUGGUGGAUGUCGAGGAGCUGCCCAAUCAGAGCAAAGCAAUCUGCACGCCUACCUGUGACUCCUCGCGGCGCUCUCCUGAAACGAGCCUGAGCCCCCCGAUGGAGCGGACCACCCUGCAUUACCCUCUGAACUCCUACAUCAAGAGCUUCUCCCAUGACUCAGCCGGCUCCGACCACACGGAGACCUCUCUGGACACACGCUCGACCGUGGAUUACAUCUCGUCGCACGUGCCAGGAGACAUGGACGAAGAGGACGAGGAAGACGAGUUUCCAGAAGUGGACGGCUUCUUCCCCAGUCACAACAUGUUCAUGGCAUCGCUGGAGUUUGGAGGGAAGUUGACUCUGGAUGCAGUCAAAAUCAACUGCACGGACUUCUUUCAGAGCAGCUAGGGGGAACCUGAAACUUCUGCCACUUCUCUGGUGAAAUGAGACCUAAAGAAAGCGCACACGAUGAGACAAUGACACAAUGUGGCGACCCGAUUCUUCCUUCUUCUCUCUCUUGGUUUCUUUUUGGAUCAAAUGUCUCACUAACAAGCCCGUGAACUACCUCCUCGCUCUAUGAAAUUAAUACUGGAACAAAAACUGUCUCAGGGCGCACUCACACUAGCAAAGUUGUCCCUUACCGUGCUUAACCCACGAUCCCCCCCCCUCCAUUCCCCCUCUGGUCUGCACACACACUGCUCCAGGACUUACCGGGCCUGAGCACUGUUACCUCUUAUACAUAACGUUGUAAUACAACACAACACAAUACAACACAUGCAUGGCUUUACAAGAUCAUGAAAAAUGAGAGAGAGAGAGAGAGAGAGAGA
This is a messenger RNA of Labrus bergylta (ballan wrasse), 4238 nucleotides long. RefSeq names its product interleukin 12 receptor, beta 2a (gene il12rb2). Gene Ontology annotation, molecular function: cytokine receptor activity; protein binding. NCBI's taxonomy places the organism in Eukaryota, Metazoa, Chordata, Actinopteri, Labriformes, Labridae. The record is from RefSeq and is a predicted model, not a curated record. Gene Ontology annotation, cellular component: membrane.